AUGCAGGCCAUUGGUCGGCUCAGCGCUGUCAUCUUUGCGCCCGUCACGCCGCCCGAUCUGCGCCUCACCAUCGUCAACAUAUUUCUCGCCCUCAUGCAGCUCACGCCGCAGGGGGAGUGCCGGGCGGCCCUCGAGCAGCUGGUGGCGCUCGACGUGCUGCCUCGGCUGGUGGGUCUGGUCAAGACCUCCCGCUCCUCCACGCUCCUCCACUCGUCGGUGCUGCACCUCCUCCGCCGCUCCUUCCUGGCCGGGCUGCCGGCGGCCUACUACGAGAAGACCAUGCACGCCGAACUCUGCCGCCUGCUCGCCGUCGUCGGCUGCCCGUCCCUCGAACACAAGGCGUUCGCCAUGCAGUGCCUCCAGCACGCCCUCCUCGCCUACCCGCAUCUGGUGUUCGCCGACCACCUCUUCGCGAUGAUGGACCUCUACCACGCCGCCUCGCUCGCCCUCGAUCGCGUCAAGGGCACGUGCACCUCUUCCUCCUCGUCCCCUUCCUCAUGGCUGGCGGCGGCGGCGGCGGCGGGGCGGUAG
Molecule: messenger RNA, 531 nt
Organism: Acanthamoeba castellanii str. Neff
Lineage: Eukaryota; Discosea; Longamoebia; Acanthamoebidae
Exons: 4
Coding region: 1-531 (176 amino acids)
Source: RefSeq, a predicted model, not a curated record